Molecule: messenger RNA, 2609 nt
Organism: Papilio polytes (common Mormon)
Lineage: Eukaryota; Metazoa; Arthropoda; Insecta; Lepidoptera; Papilionidae
Exons: 3
Coding region: 256-1422 (388 amino acids)
Source: RefSeq, a predicted model, not a curated record
GUGUGCGUAGACUCUGCUAUAAUUAAAUCCGGAGACGGUAACUAGUAUUAAAAAUAUGCAACUCGUUGUUUUCGUAAUAUUGCAUUGGUCAUUUUGACCAGUAAUUGUUGAUUAACGUCACAGCGAAAUGCAAACAGAUUUAUCGCAGCACAAUAGCUUGGGCAGUUGUUUACCAAAUAAAAGCCACAUUCCUACAAAUAUCAAUUAUCGUCGUUUUCUUAGAAACAUUUCGUCAUUCCUGUGUAAUUUUAGGUAAUGCAUUCCGAAAACAAGACGUUGCUUGUGAUUAUUUUGUUUAUAACCUUAAAUAUUACAUUGAGUAUAAAAAUAAACGAACAAGAUGUAAAUUCUAUUCAGGAUAACGGAUAUCAAGAGAUUUAUAAAGAUAAUGAUGGUUUACGUAGUCGACUUAUGGAUAAAAAAAUUGAAUAUCAAAAAUCACAAAUGUUGGACCAUUUAACUAAUAAUACAGUUUAUGUUGAUGGAAUACCGCAUUACGAUGUCCAUACUGCUGAAGAAAAGGAAAGAAUAAAUAAAAUGGAGACUGGAUUUCUUUCUAUGUUGUCUAUGAAAGGUGUUAAAUAUAUAUUCAAAAGAGGUUUUCAUUGGAGGACGUGGCGGGAUAUCGAAAAUGAAGGAAACAAAACGAUUAUUUGUUACAAAUGCAAAGGCGUGGGAAAUACUUCUUGUAAAAAUUGUUUAACAUCUGGUUAUUGGGUCAUGGAAGAAAAACCACCACCUUGUCCUUAUGAAAUACUAUCAGUAACAAACAAUAACCAGAUAUGUUCAAUUUACUUCGCCCAAUGGAACGAUGUCUCCAGUACCUGUCCCACUUUGAUUAACCUAAACGAUUUGUUAUCUGUAUGCGACAAUCCUUUAGAAACCGAAUGGAAAAUAACCAGUAAAUAUAACGAUUUGGAAUCGGAAACUACACUAGCUGACAUCUGUAAAGGGCGGGAAAGUUGUCGAAUUUUGACAUUAUACACGAUAUUACCGCAUUCCAUUCUAUUCAGAAUUAUAAAUAGAACGAAUCAUAUAAUAUAUUCAAGAGUUAUGAUGAACGGCCACAGGAAUUACGCCUGCGUAGAUAACUGCGGGAUCAUAGAUAGAAAAACUAACAGAAUCAUUAAAAACGAUUCACCUCUUAUCUUCGAUUUAUUAUCAACAAAUUCGGAUACCCAUAAAAAUAAAAGAGAAAACAAGAUAAACAACACAGAAUCUACCACAGAUCCUGCUUUAAGGAGUUUAUUUUUCUUAUCAAAAAACGUUAAAUACUUCAAUCGAGAUAACAUUGGUAAAGAAAGUAUGAACCACACACUUAAUCCAAAUUCAAAAAUAGAAGAAGUAUUAACAAAGAGUCUUUGUAAGAAAAUAGAAGAAAUGUACAAAGAAAAUGAUUACAGUGAAACGGUUGAAACGUAAAAGUUACAAAACCGACAAAUCUAACAAACAUUGGGUUUCUGAAGUAUCCAUUAAUUUUGCCGUUACCUAGUGAUUCAUUAGUAUUUGGUUGAUCUAUGUUUUAACGGAGUAAAACAAGUUAAUUCAAAAACUAAUUUCAUGUAGUUAUCGAAAAAACAAAGAAUGGGUAACGUAGUUGAGAAGCCAUAAGCACACAAAGUUUAGUAGUACUAUCGGGUAAUUUUGCAGUGUUCCACUUUGAAGCUACAAUGUGAAAAGACGCGACGACCCAAAACACCAAUAAAACACAGCAUAUCAGUGAGUACGCAAAAAGGUUCCUGUCGUUUGCUAAUGGCUAUUUACAUGCAUUUUGUAUUAUUGCAAGUAACGAGGCAAUUAAAAGUGGGACACUGCGAAGAGCCCUAACUGUACAUCAAUUUUUAAAACUCUUCUUAAAAUUGUUUCAAAUAGCUUUUGUAUGUGUUCUUUCUAUUUUUUCAAGCAUUGCAAUUGCGUAAAUUACACUAUUUACUCUACGUAUAUUAAAAUCAACUUAAAAGGAAAACUAUUUAAUAUUGAGAUAUGGUAGAUAAUGUUACCAGCUAUACAAAGACUAAAAAAGUUUUAUUGUUAAAAAUAAAAUUCCGUCUAACGAGAAUUUUCAUUUCCUAACCUUUGUAUCAAAUUAGUAACUAAAUCUACAAGAUAAUUAAAACACAGAAUAGCACAUCACUAACAAGCAAGCCUUUGUGUGACAUAUAACGUUACACGGUGUAACAUAACUUAUACUUCGAACAUUAAUAGUUAACACUUGGUAUGCGGGGAACGUUUUUUUACGUAAUUGCAGUCUGUCGCUGGAGCGCGGGUCACGUAAUAAUGCGUAUUUAGAACUGCAAUAUAUCCGGUAAACGAAAUAUCCCCGCGAUUUACUAAAAUCCGCUGCACAUGUAAUUCAAAGCAAGUAUUCUCCGCACGCCAUCAUCAUAUCUACGUUAUCCAACUCCCGUAGACAGUGCAAAGGGUUUUCGUCCUCCAAAUAACUCUAUCAUCCGUCAUCUCAGUCAUCAUUCCCUUCUCAAGGGCGGAUCCUUUGGCGCCAGGGGUCAAGUCAAGAGCUUGACAAAAUAUGUAAAUAUAUUUUGUCAAACUCUUGACCAACCAGCUCAAGGGGGUCAUGACCUCAAUGACCCCCCCUGGAUACGCCGUUG